Talaromyces rugulosus is the source of this 1767-nucleotide messenger RNA. RefSeq lists its product as uncharacterized. The transcript has 4 exons. The record is from RefSeq and is a predicted model, not a curated record. NCBI's taxonomy places the organism in Eukaryota, Fungi, Ascomycota, Eurotiomycetes, Eurotiales, Trichocomaceae. The coding region runs from base 1 to 1767 and encodes 588 amino acids.
AUGGGAUCUCCCGAAAAUCUCGAGGCAAAUAUCAACCAGGCGGUGGCCCCUCGGGGCUUGCGAAGUGUGUUGUUGUUAAUAUUGUUCAUCGCGACCAUCAUUUCCAUGGGCUGCACAUUUUUGCUUUACAACACCGAAGCCUCGUAUCUAGCCUUACUGGUGAACCCAUUUUUAUGGCCCGUCAUACCGAUUCCCUUUCAUGCGUUUUCUACAAACAACGUGACAUUUUUCGACAAACCCAAGGACGUCAAAAUCUUCACCGUCGUGGGGUAUAGAAACCCUGCGCGUACCGCAAUUCUGAAUUGCUAUCUUCAGAAAAACCUCGUCGAGAAUGGCGGCAUAAUAGACGAGGUCGUUUUCAUCCCCGAAACCACCGAGACUAGCCAUCUUGAGUGGCUUCAUAGUCUAGCCAACAGCUCCGAUCUGUACUCUAUCGGUACACCAGAAUACAUAGAAUAUGCGAGUCGCGACCUGUAUCUUCAUAUUGACGGCGACAUCGUGUACAUUGAGGAUCACACGAUACCGACCAUGGUGAACACAAAGAUGCAGCAUCCAGACUCGCUCAUUGUAUCGGCCAAUGUUAUUCACCAGUCAGCAGUGGCCAAAUUUCACCAGCGUUCCGGCGUUAUCGUCCCAUACCUUCCGGAACCAUAUCUGGGACAGACACAGCUGCUGAGCACGUCCUCCAGCAGCAGUAAUAAUAAUGGACAUGGUUUACUAUGGUCUAUUCUUCCGCAUCGAAUACGCAAAUACUUUGGAAACAACAACAACAACAACAACAACCCACCAUCACCUACAGGGGGGUUCAACUGGGUGACCCAAGCACAGCAGCACUAUUCGUUCCUCUACCAUCUCGCACAGGGAAACCUCGGAGUAUAUAAAUUCCCGUCAUGGACAAACCCGCCCAGCGCCGUCUCGAGCGCGUUCACAUGCAUCAGAGGCGGAGACAUGGAUUUGAUUUCCGAAAGAUCAGCAGAAACAUCCUGGCUGAGGAAGCACACCAUUAUUGAUGGCAAAGGCGUCGUCUCACACUAUAGCAGCAGCGAAGAAGCCGGACUCGGGCUGCUCGAUUCGACAGAUGUGGUCCAGCGAUAUCAAAGCUUUGCUGAGGAGAAUGUCUGUCCUGGAGUUAAAACAGAUAUAAUCUUCAACCGCGCCAACGUCGCUCUGGCACGAAGCCAGCGCCUGGUCGCAUCAUGGCUCCCUCCUCCAGCCGCAGACGAGAAACAAAAAGGCGAAAUAACCGAGGCUGAGCAGGCUGAAUUGCAGAGGCAGGAGGAUGAAAUGUUUACUCCUGUGCCGGAGAGACUCGGCCUAGGAGCCCCGAUCCCCAAGCAAGGCACCGCCGCCGAUAAAUUAUGGAACAAAACCGAGUUGAGCGCAGAUGAUAAAUUGCGACAGACGCUUUUGGGGAGGAAUUACAAAAAAAUACAAGAGCAGAAACAGGCCGCUGUCGCCGCUGCAGCAAAGAAUCGCGCAAGCGGCGGAUCCGGAUCGUCCGAUUUGAAUAAUCACAACAAGACGAAUAAUAAUGAUGGUGGGGAGAAUGACGAUGACGAUGAAGAGGAAGGGCGGUCUGCGCUCGGUAAAAGCAAGAAGAUCAAGGCCAAAAGCUCUUCUUUACCUGCCAAUGAAAAGAACGAGGGAGACGAAGAUACACAGCCGGCGCCUAAAAAACCAAAGACUGCUGCAGCUUCCAAGCGAAAAGGAGCUGGGAGUUUUCUUGAUGACCUACUAUCAGAUCGAAAAAAGAAACGUAAAAAGUAG